AUGGCCCCCAAGAACACCCAGAAGCGUUCGACCCUUGCCGACGUCGUCACUCGCGAGUACACCAUCCACUUGCACAAGUUGGUCCAUGGUCGCUCCUUCAAGAAGCGCACUCCCCACGCUAUCAAGGCUGUCAAGGAGUUUGCCGUCAAGGCCAUGGGUACCCCCGAUGUCCGUAUUGACACUGGUCUUAACAAGGCUCUCUGGGCUCGUGGUGUUCGCAAUGUCCCCCACCGCAUUCGUGUCCGCAUUGCUCGCAAGCGUAACGAUGAUGAGGAUGCUGUCCACAAGCUUUACUCCUACGUCACCUUUGUCCCCACCCCCAACGGUGCCAAGGGUUUGGAGACCGUCGUUGUUGACGAUGAGUAA
Lichtheimia ornata is the source of this 366-nucleotide messenger RNA. RefSeq lists its product as uncharacterized. The record is from RefSeq and is a predicted model, not a curated record. Bases 1 to 366 code for a protein of 121 amino acids. The transcript has 2 exons. Gene Ontology annotation, cellular component: cytosolic large ribosomal subunit; ribosome. Gene Ontology annotation, molecular function: structural constituent of ribosome. Gene Ontology annotation, biological process: cytoplasmic translation. Lineage: Eukaryota; Fungi; Mucoromycota; Mucoromycetes; Mucorales; Lichtheimiaceae.